AUGACGCGCCCUUCCUCACCCACCCCCACGCUCGUCGGCGGUAUCCAGAUCGGCCGCCAAAUAACGCUCGACCGCACCCCCGCCGGUCUCAUCUCCUCUUCCCUCGCCCCACAACCCAACGCCCCCUCCUCUCCCCUCCCCAACCCCUACGCCGGCAAAGGAACAGCCGAAUCCCCCUUCCUCGUCGACUGGCUCCCAGAAGAACCAGCCAACCCCUACAACUGGAAAAGCAGCUACAAGUGGUUCGUCACCGCCGUCGUCGCCAUCUCCACCCUCUGCAUCGCCUUCUCCUCCUCGUCCUACUCGUCGGCGGUCCAGGACAUCCUGCGCACCUUCCCCGGCACAAAUCUGGAAGAAGGGAUCGCCGGACUCAGUCUGUACGUCCUGGGCUUUGGUGUCGGCCCAUUGCUCUGGGCGCCGGUAUCCGAGAUAUGGGGGCGGAACGUCGCUUUCGCAGCGAGCUUCCCGCUGUUUGUGAUCUGGAACAUGGCGGGUGCGCUGGCGGGGAACAUCCAGAGUGUGCUGGUGUUUAGGUUCUUGGCGGGCACUUUUGGGUCGGCACCACUCGUGACGGCCGGAGGGCAGAUUGGGGACAUCUGGGCACCGCACGAGAGGGCGCUGGCGGCGAGUCUGUUUGCGCUGGCCCCCUUCUUGGGGCCAGUACUGGGGCCGAUCGUCGGCGGGUUUGUGGUGGAAGGGAAGGGAUGGCGAUGGGUCUUCUGGGUUAAUAUGAUGUUUGCGGGCGUCAUGCUCAUCCUCACCCUCAUCUUUGUCCCCGAAACCUACGCCCCCACCCUCCUCCGCCGCAAAGCCCUCAAACUCCAAUCCGAGGCAGACGCAUCCGGCACCGGCGAGGUCUUCAUGUCUAAAUACGAUGUCGGCCGGAAACCCAAAGCCGAGAUUGUCAAGGUCGGGCUGGCUCGGCCCUUCGCUAUGCUCUACUCGGAACUUAUCGUAUUCGCCCUCGGUCUCUACGCCGCUAUCGUGUAUGGAACACUCUACCUCUUCUUCACUGCCUUCCCUAUCGUCUUCCAGCAGGGUCGGGGAUGGUCCCUCUCCCACUCUGGCCUCGCCUUCCUUGGGAUCGGCGUCGGUCUGCUCCUCGGGAACCUCCUCAACCCCCUCGGACAGAUCUACUACAACAACGCCGUCAAGAAGCACGGAGCAGGAAACGUCCCUCCCGAGGCUCGCCUACCUAUGAUGUGCCUCGGAUCUAUCCUCCUCCCUAUCGGUCUCUUCUGGUUCGCUUGGACAUCCCAACCAAGCGUACACUGGAUCGUCCCCAUCCUCGCUUCGGUCCCAUUCGGUGCGGGCUUCCUCCUCAUCUUCACAUCUAUCAAUCUCUACCUCAUCGACUCAUACUCGGUCUUUGCGGCGUCUGCGCUCGCGUCCAACGCCGUCAUGCGCUCGGUAUUCGGGACGGUCUUCCCUCUCUUCUCAACACACCUGUACCGGAACCUCGGACUCAACUGGGCGGGAACACUCAUUGCUUUCCUCAGCCUGGCUUGCACACCCAUGCCGUUCCUCUUCAUGCGGUACGGGUCGUACCUGAGGCGGAAUUCAAAUCGCCACAUAAACGGCGUUUCAAUUCCAUCCCGUCCGUUCGCGCGUGAGGGCGACAGAACAUCACAUAUGCUUGUACACGCCCAUGGACAUCGCGUCAAGGACGAGGAUGAGAGCAGCGGUCAGGCGGGACUUUGUGCAGUUCGAGGGAGGAUCAGUUCCGAUGGAGGUGUUGGAGGAGAUGCUGCGGGUUGA
Molecule: messenger RNA, 1758 nt
Organism: Dioszegia hungarica
Lineage: Eukaryota; Fungi; Basidiomycota; Tremellomycetes; Tremellales; Bulleribasidiaceae
Product: putative multidrug transporter
Exons: 4
Coding region: 1-1758 (585 amino acids)
Biological process (GO): transmembrane transport
Molecular function (GO): transmembrane transporter activity
Source: RefSeq, a predicted model, not a curated record